AUGACAACCAAGAAUAUUUUCCCAGCCUCAAAGCCAUUGACCUAUAUCCUGCUCCAGACAUCUUCAGAAGCCCCCAAAUCCACCAAAUCUUCCAAGACCAACAAAUCCAAGACACAGGACCCAGUCAGAAAUAUUUCCAAGCAGCUCCCAGAGAACUGUGGAUACUACCUUUCUGAACCUAAAAACUUCUACUGCCUGAACCUGUCUCUCCUUGGAGCAGGGAAGCUUUUGGCCGCAGAGCCACAGAUACACGUCCCUAUCCCCAAGGCCACAGAAACCUCUAUCUCUGAUGGUCCCAUAGCUAGGCUUCAACUGAUAGAUCAGACAUGUGGGUUCAGAAAGUAUAUCAUGCCAGCCCUGGGCCCUCCUAGGAAUGCAUCCACUAUGUCGGUCAUGAAGACACCCUCUGCAGAUGCCUUGAAGGUACCCACUACAUCAGUCAUGAAGACACCCUCUGCAGAUACCAUGAAGGUACCCUCUGUAACAAUCAUGAAGACACCGUCUGCAGAUUCCAUGAAGGUACCCUCUGUAACAAUCAUGAAGACACCUUCUGCAGAUGCCUUGAAGGUACCCACUACAUCAGUCAUGAAGACACCCUCUGCAGAUACCAUGAAGGUACCCUCUGUAACAAUCAUGAAGACACCUUCUGUAGAUGCCUUGAAGGUACCCUCUGUAACAAUCAUGAAGACACCUUCUGUAGAUGCCUUGAAGGUACCCUCUACAACAGUCAUGAAGACACCAUCUGCAGAUUACAUGAAGGUACCCUCUGUAACAGUCAUAAAGACACCUUCUGCAGAUACCAUGAAGGUACCCUCUGUAACAAUCAUGAAGACAUCUUCUGCUGAUGUCAUGAAGGUACCCUCUGUAUCAAUCAUGAAGACACCUUUGGCAGAUACCUUGAAGGUACCCACUGCAUCAAUCUUGAAGACACCCUCUGCAGAAGCCAUGAAAGUAUCCUCUACAACAAUUGUGAAGAUAUCCCCUUCAGUGGUUUCAAAACAAUCCUCUGAAGGUGCCAUGAAGCCAAGGACCAAGACCCAACCAAAGAACGAAAAGAAAGAAGACAAAGAAAAAUGUCUCUUUCUUGACCUGGUGCUUGUCAACACAAACUGGUCAGCUCCAGUCAUCCAACAUUUCCCUAUUCCAGAAGCCACAGAGGUCACCAUAUCAGGAACCCAUGUUAUUUGUGGAGCUACCACACAAUAA
This is a messenger RNA of Arvicola amphibius (Eurasian water vole), 1206 nucleotides long. RefSeq names its product mucin-5AC-like. NCBI's taxonomy places the organism in Eukaryota, Metazoa, Chordata, Mammalia, Rodentia, Cricetidae. The coding region runs from base 1 to 1206 and encodes 401 amino acids. The record is from RefSeq and is a predicted model, not a curated record. The transcript has a single exon.